Molecule: messenger RNA, 4231 nt
Organism: Topomyia yanbarensis
Lineage: Eukaryota; Metazoa; Arthropoda; Insecta; Diptera; Culicidae
Product: WD repeat-containing protein 44
Exons: 9
Coding region: 143-3535 (1130 amino acids)
Molecular function (GO): protein binding
Source: RefSeq, a predicted model, not a curated record
GUUAAAACUUGUUAAUUUUUUCACUCGAUGUACAUUUUCGGAGCUUUGCCUUCCUGAUUAGAAGAUUGUUUUGUGGAAUUUUCCGGACUGCAACAUGUAAAAUUGUCCUUCCCCGAGUGCAACGAAGGCAAGUAGUGCAAGAAUGGCUAGCGCAAGCGAGAGCUCGGAUGAGUUUUUCGAUGCAGAGGACGACAACGCCAACAAUAUUCUACGAAACUCCAGCACCACCAUCACUGCUGGCAGCAAAAAACGUUCGCCAAAAUGUCACGUUGAGGAAGAGUUUAAAUACUCGGACUUGACGGGAAAGUCCACAGAUGAGCAUGGCAGCAGCAACCGUUCGAGACAAACGUUCGAUUCGGGCCAACAGUUGCCACAAACGCAUUCACAGUUGGUGCUGCAACACAGGGAGGAAUACAAGUUUGUCGAACCAAAGACGUAUGGUAGACAGCGAUUUCGUGAACUGCGUCAGUGCAUGCAAAAUGACGAAGAUGAGAACCCUGGCAAUACACUAACACCUGAUUCACAGAACAGUUCGGUGGAAGGGGUAUAUUCGUCGUCUACGCGCACGUCGCAUCCCUUUCGGGUGAUUGAGGGUGAUGCACAGAGCAUUCAAAGCAUGACUUCGCUGGGUCGAGUCGGAAGAAUCUUGGCAGGUAGUGCCAGCGUUGAUGCCAGUGCGCUAAGCAUAGGCAAAGACUCAUUGUACGUUGCAGCUUCGCCAUCGUCGGCACCACAGUCGCUGAUGGCGGUACCAUCCGCAUCAUCCCGGGAGACGCUGCUGAGCGGUAGCCAGUCCAUUCCGUUGAGCACUGGAAUCGUGGGAAAUGUCAGUGCGGAAAACAUAAGCACAAGUAAUAACGGUUCCAAUGAGGAAGUGGAAAUGCAUCAGGAGAACACUUCGUCCGGCGGGAAUGCGAGUGAUUAUCGAUUGAACAUGAACGUGCCCCUUCAAGAACCAGAUGUCAUAGCCAGCACUAAACUCGCUCACUCCAAGACAACGGAUAGUUUAACCUGCUCGGGUCCCAUUGCGCCACCGCGGCGAAAAAAGAAGACACGCAAACUAUCGAGCAGUUCUUCCGAGCAGUUCAACAUGAACGAAGGUCUGAAGCUUCCUCCGGCGGAUAGUUCUUCCACAGAGCUGACGGUGAAAUUGCCACCGGCUCAGCAACCCUGCAGCACUGGUCGUAGCUCCGAGUGUUCAACAAACAGUGGAUCCGUUGAUACUACUCGGGUUCCUCCGAGUCCGGCAACACUGGAAUCGAUUACACGUGAAAUCGAGAGUUCCUUUAAAGAUGCUGCGAAUGCAUUUUCUAAUGGAAGUUCUACAAUUGGUGGUGGAUGUUUGGACACGAACAAUGGCGAACCACGUAAGCUGUUGGUUGGUUCAAUGACACGAAUAUCAAACUCGCUAGGAAACUCUUCGAUAUCCGUUAACUCGAAACCUAGUCCUUCAAAUAGCGUAAAAAGUAACUCGGCACCGGCAAGAGUCAGCUCUAUAGAUCCCUCACAAGGUUUGAACAUCUACAAAGCCACCAAAGGGCAGUACGUUGUAAAACCUACGGAUGGCGCGUUCAAUAAGGCACAAGGACCAUCUCGAGAGGAAAUAGAGCGGGUGGAAAAAAUAAGACAAGAUAUUAUGGGAAAUACAGCCAUUACUCGAGCUAGCCUGUCGGGUACCGGAACAAAUAGUCUGGGUAGUGGCACGAGAUACAGUUCAUCGCUGGCGAAACACAUGAACUUAAAGGAACGAAGGAAAUCGGCAGGGGAUGAAGAUUUGUUCAAGCAGCUGAAUAUUUAUGUGAAAACGAGAACCGAUUCAGGCAAACAACUAACAGAUAUGGAGAUUUUGGAGCAGAUUCCGGUGAAGAAUUUGGAUACUGGUGAAAACUUUCCGCUGUCAGCGGUUGAAGAAAAGUUGCCACAAUGCAUCAACCCAUUGUCACUGCACAUUAUGAGAUUAACUAGCCAUAUUCCGGAGUCAGACGAAGAAUCUGUUGGUCCUCCACCGGGCUCUGAAGCUCCUCCAGGAUACGAGGAAGAUCUUGAAAUUGAGGAAGAAGGUGGCCGAUUGAAACGAAAAACUGCCAAGAUAAAAAGGUUCUUUCGGUCGACUGCAAAGAAAACGGUAGAUAAGGCUAAAUCGAUUGCCUCGGAAGUAUCCCACGCAAGACACAAGGAAGACGUCGCAGACAUUGAAGAUGUUAUGAAUCCAGAGCAAAAUAUCAAAAUCAAAGCAUCGAGUACCAAUAAGGGUCCGUAUGAGUUUACUAAGCUGCAACACGUCCAGGACUUGUCGGGAGAGCAUACCGGUGCUGUUUGGUGCAUGAAAUUCAGCUCCUGUGGUCGUUUGUUGGCUACGGCUGGACAAGAUCGCCUGCUUCGGAUCUGGGUUUUGAAGGAUGCUUUCCCCUUCUUCCAAGAUAUGCGCACAAAGUAUAAUGCAGCCGAUCAGAAAUCUUCGCCAACGCCAUCGCAGGAAUCACUAGUCUCGCAUCACUCCGCGGAGGAAGCUAUUGCGCUGGUAAUGGCCGCCGAGCAAUCUCCGGGUCCGUUUAUGCCGAAAUCUUUCUGCACCUAUUCUGGCCAUACUUCGGAUCUGUUGGAUGUAUCCUGGUCGAAAAAUUAUUUCAUUCUAUCUAGUUCGAUGGACAAAACCGUGCGACUGUGGCAUAUUUCCCGUAGGGAGUGUCUCUGCUGUUUCCAACAUAUUGAUUUUGUUACGGCGAUCGCAUUUCAUCCUCGAGAUGAUCGGUACUUUCUCAGCGGUAGUUUGGAUGGGAAGCUGAGACUGUGGAAUAUUCCCGAUAAAAAGGUUGCCCUGUGGAACGAGGUGGAUGGACAGACAAAACUGAUAACGGCGGCGAAUUUUUGCCAGAAUGGGAAAUUCGCCGUUGUCGGAUCAUACGAUGGACGUUGUUUGUUCUACAAUACGGAUCAGCUGAAGUACCAUACGCAGAUUCAUGUUCGUUCUACGAGAGGGAAAAAUGCGAUUGGCAGGAAAAUUAGCGGAAUAGAACCUAUGCCUGGUGAGGAUAAAAUCCUAGUUACAUCGAACGAUAGUCGAAUCCGGUUGUAUGAUCUGAGGGAUCUUAAUCUGAGCUGCAAGUAUAAAGGCUACUUAAAUGUUUCCUCUCAGAUCAAGGCGUCCUUCUCGCAUGACGGGAAGUAUAUCAUUUCCGGUUCCGAGAAUCAGACGAUAUACAUCUGGAAGACGCAUCACGACUACACGAAGUUAAGUUCGGUCAGAAGAGAUCGCAGUGAUUUCUGGGAGGGUAUCAAGGCACAUAAUGCAACGGUUACCUGCGCUAUAUUUGCGCCACACCCAGAAGCCAUCAUUAAGCCUGAACUCGAUGACGAAAUCAAUGCGGACAAUAUCUCCAUUACUCAUCCAGCCGAUCCAAUGGUGGAGCAGCGGAAAAAGGGUUGCGGUGGUUACGUACUGGUAAGUGCGGAUUUUAACGGUUGUAUCAAAGUUUUCAUCAAUAAGACAAAACCUAAGCAUAGUAGCUUGCCAUAUACAGCCAUACUCGAUUAAUGAUCAUAUGUGAUUGGUGGUGAUAGGUAGUGGUUAUUUUGGGGGAUGUGAUCGAGUGAAGCUGUUCUAUUGUGUUAUAAAACAAAGUUAGGAAUAUCUAAUCCAGAUGAUAGAGCGGAAGUCAAAAUUUCGGCAAAGAAUAGAAUCGGUUUAUGCGAAGCUCACGUGACACCAACAUAUUAUUACAACAUUAGUCCACUUAACAAGGGAAGACGCAUUUGAGAUAAUCACGAAUAAUCAAAAAAAACGGGAAGUGCAGUUACCGUAAAGAAUGUCAAAUUUUGUAGACAGGCAGCAUCAAAGUAUUGUCUUGGUUGAAUAUUUUGAUGUAUCAGCUUUGUUUUAAUGAUUCAAAUUGCAAAAGCGAACAAAAAAAGCAACAGCAUUUUUCAUUCUUUCCAUAUCUAAACUCGUAGAAAUCGUGUGCGCACACUUAUAUAUGUCGGUUUUCCCCGAGAUCAGUCUAUGUGUUCCUUUCCACUUUUGGUAGGAGUGUGUACAUGUUAUAUUUUGGAUAAGUUGAUUGUAAAAUUUAAAUACAUUGUAUGUUCGUGACAAAUAACUAUUUUUGGUAGAUUUUCAUAUGGGAGCGCUGACGCUAAGGAUACUGCAAUGCUGUUGUUGAAAGGGAUAGUUUAUAAUGCAGAGGUUACCUAAUUUAUUAUUGUGUAUGUAUAUAGCGUUUUUGAAUAUGAA